ACCGGAAAUUCUACCGGACGGGACGGUCACCCCAUAAAAACCCUUCAACCCCUCUCUACUCUCGAUGGCCUCUGAGCUCAAGACGACGGAUGUAAUGGCUUCCUCCGCCGGAAAAUCGCCGUCGAUUGUCCAGAAGACGAAGAAGAAGAUAAGUCAGAAUAGAAAGCGAAACGAACACGAGGCGGAGCUCGAACGUAUGGACUCGCUCCCGUGGAAUGCUUCUCUGCCUAUCGUAGAAGACGAUGACGAGGAAGCCUUCUCUUCUCUCUUCGUAGGCUCAGGCGAACUCGACGGAGGUUUCCUUUCGCUUGAAGAGAUUGAUGAGGCUGAUUACGCUCUACCUGUUCCUAAUAAUAAAAGGAAGACAGACAAAGUGUGUGGCGAUGAAGACGAUCACGAAGAGGCUGCAAGCGAGGUAAUUGAAGGCAGCCAAGAAGAAGAAGAAGAAAGGAAAGGGGAGACUAACAAGACAAAAGAGAAGAAAACUAAAAAGAAGAAGAAAAAGAAGCAAAAGAAUGUUAAGGAGGAAGAAAAGAAUCAAGAUUGUUCUGUUGCAGGUAGCAGUGGUGAGAAUAACCAAACAGAGGAACCAAUUGAUGAGGAGGAGAUUCCCCCAGAAUAUAGUGGGUGGAAUUCAAUGAGACUCCAUCCACUACUCAUGAAAUCGAUAUGCCGCCUCGGAUUCAAGGAGCCUACACCAAUUCAGAAGGCGUGUUUUCCUGUUGCAGCAUAUCAGGGAAAGGAUGUUAUUGGUGCUGCAGAGACAGGGUCUGGGAAGACUCUUGCUUUUGGGUUGCCCAUACUCCAGCGCCUUUUGGAUGAAAGGGAAAAAGUUGCUAAUUUAUAUGCAGAGAAGGGGGAGGAUGCAGAGAAAUAUGCUGCAAAAGGCUAUUUACGUGCUCUGAUCAUCACUCCAACUAGAGAACUUGCUCUUCAGGUGACUGAACAUCUUAAGGAUGCUGCUAAGGAUCUAAGCAUCAGGGUGGUUCCCAUUGUUGGUGGGAUGUCAUCUGCAAAGCAGGAAAGACUUUUGAGAGCGAAACCUGAGAUAGUUGUAGGAACUCCAGGAAGGUUAUGGGAACUUAUGUCGACCGGAGAAAAGCAUCUUGUUGAGUUGCAUUCGUUAUCUUUUUUCGUGUUGGAUGAGGCUGAUCGUAUGAUUGAAAAUGGACACUUCCGUGAGCUGCAGUCUAUUAUAGACUUGCUUCCAGUGACAAGUAGAUCGGCUGAGGGGCAGAAUCAGAAUGUUCAGAAUUGUGUUACUGUUUCCACCGUCCAAAGGAAGAAAAGACAAACUUUUGUCUUCUCAGCUACCAUAGCACUGUCUGCAGACUUUCGUAGGAAGUUAAAGCGUGGCUCCCUGAAGUCAAAGCAGUCGACAUCUGAGGGUUUGAAUUCUAUAGAAAUCCUAUCUGAACGAGCUGGAAUGAGAGAUAAUGUUGCCAUUGUUGAUCUGACAACCACAUCUAUUCUGGCACAUAAGAUUGAAGAAUCCUUUCUCGAGUCCAGGGAGGAGGACAAAGAUGCUUAUUUGUAUUACAUAUUGAGUGUCCAUGGACAAGGGCGGACAAUAGUCUUCUGUACAUCAGUGGCAGCUCUGCGCCACAUCUGUGCGAGUUUGCAGAUUCUUGGACUCAAUGUUUGUAAACUAUAUUCAGAUAUGAAACAGCAAGCUCGGUUGAAGGCUAUUGAUCGCUUCCGUGCGAGUGAUAACGGAAUACUUGUAGCAACGGAUGUUGCAGCAAGAGGACUUGAUAUUUCUAAUGUCCGGACUGUUAUUCACUAUCAACUUCCACAUUCAGCAGAAGUUUAUGUGCAUAGAAGUGGAAGGACAGCCAGAGCAUUUGCGGAUGGAUGCAGCAUCGCUCUGAUUGCACCGAACGACACUUCAAAGUUUGUGGCUCUGUGCAAGUCUUUCGCAAAGGAAAGCGUCAAGAGAUUUCCUUUAGAUAACUCUUAUAUGCCAGAGGUUAUGAAACGAUUGUCUCUAGCCCGUCAAAUAGACAAGAUUCAGCGGAAGGAUUCACGGGAGAAGGCAAACAAGACCUGGAUCGAGCGAAAUGCUGAAUCGAUGGAACUAAUAUUGGAAGACGAUGAGAGAGAAGAGGAAAGAGCGAACAAUAUUCGGCAGAAAAAAGCCACCUCGACGCAACUUAAGAAGCUGCAGCAGGAACUCAGUGCUCUGCUGUCACGUCCGAUGCAGCCCAAGACAUUUUCACGCCGUUACUUAGCCGGGGCAGGGGUUUCAUCUGUUAUGCAGCAUCAGUUUGAAAAGUUGGCCAAACAAAAGCAGGCGAAGGCUGAACCGGGAGGGGGAGGAGACAACAAGAGGAGAAAGCUCGUGGUCAUUGGUCAAGACUGCAUCGAACCGCUUCAAGCCCUUCGAAGCGCUGGCAAAGAGGUGAUGGACAUGAAAGAGAUGGCGGAUAAGAGGCGUAACUUAGUUGACUUGACGAGGAAGAGAAAAGAGGAGAAAAAACGAAUGAGAGAGCAGCGAAGGAAACAGAAGAAGAAGAAGAAGCAACAGCAGCAGUAGAUGUCUGUUCAUUUCUUCUUCUGAUUUUUCUGACCAAAUUCUGUUUAUCGAUUUAUGGGUUUUCUGACCAAGUUUGUCUUCGUAUUUGUGAAUUUCGUAGUAUGUUGUGGGGGAAAAAAAAGGUUUAAACUUUCUCUUCCUCCUUUUGA
Molecule: messenger RNA, 2685 nt
Organism: Tarenaya hassleriana
Lineage: Eukaryota; Viridiplantae; Streptophyta; Magnoliopsida; Brassicales; Cleomaceae
Product: DEAD-box ATP-dependent RNA helicase 13
Exons: 15
Coding region: 65-2536 (823 amino acids)
Cellular component (GO): nucleolus
Molecular function (GO): RNA helicase activity; nucleic acid binding; ATP binding
Source: RefSeq, a predicted model, not a curated record